AUGGUUGAUUUUAUUCCUCACUCGACUGAAUUGACAAAGUUGGUUGCUACUGAAAUCACAUUAGUUUAUCAUGGAAUACGUCAUGGACAUAGCUAUUUGAGUCAGGCAUGCACUGCUGAUGUCUCAAAGAAAUUGUUUCAAGAUUCAACUGUUGGAAAAAAUCUCACAUGUGGACGAACUAAAGCUCGUGAAAUUGCUGCUAAUGUUUUAGGUGAGUAAUAAUUCUUUUCUAAAACAGAUGUAUACUGACCAAUUAGAGAAGAAGGGUAAAGAUCGUUAGACGAAUAUUUCUUAUUUUUUUACGAUCUUUUUUUUAGCUCCAUUUAUGACUUUUCAAAUUACAGAAAUGAUUAAUAAAUCCGGUUUUUAUUCUUUAUCAUUCGAUGCAUCUAACAAAGGUCACAAGAAAAUGUUUCCAUUCGUUGUAAAUUACUUCACAGUUCGUGGUAUCGAACGAUCAGUGAUUGA
Messenger RNA from Rotaria sp. Silwood1, 468 nucleotides. NCBI's taxonomy places the organism in Eukaryota, Metazoa, Rotifera, Eurotatoria, Philodinida, Philodinidae. The record is from the annotation of a GenBank genome assembly.